AGCCAUAAGUAUAUUGGUCAAAACGAAGUGGAAAAGGAAUCACAAGCCUUCCUUAAUAUUCAUCAAACUUUAGUUUCGACUGAAGCUCUUGUCAACUGUUGAGGCAAGACUCCAUCCAAUAUAGGCUUUAAUUACCUCAUUUGAGUCUUCUUGUCCUCCAAACUCCAGUUAAAAUCCGUCAAAUUUGCAAUCCAGUCUUAUUCUGUUAAAUAGAGUUGCUUUGAUUACAUCCUGUCCUGCACUGAGCUUGGAAGCCCACUGAAGCGAAUCAAGCCACCAAUUAAGGCACAGCUUACUUAGCAGAACUAAUCCCAUUUGGUCAAAUGUCAGACUACAUCCCUGACCAACUGCUUGUGAAUGUGCUUUUGAGGUUACCCUUUGAUUCUCUGAUUCGAUCCAGUGACAAAUUUCGUUCCAUGCUCUGUCCUUUCUGGGAAGACCGUUUCCUCCCGCAAUUGUGCAUCUUGAAUGGUGUCCUUUGUUUGCUCUCUGAUUAUGACUUUGGGAAUCAGAGGUUUGCUGAUAUUUUUUUAAUGGAGGAUUAUGGAGUUCACGAAUCUUGUUGGUCUAAAUUAGGCUCGAUUAGAAUCCCUUUUGGCAAAUGGACAACACCCAUAGCAUUAUCCAAGAACAAGAAGCAAGUGGUUUUGCAAAUUAGCAAGGCUACGCUGGUGCUUUAUGAUCUGGAGACGAAUUCGUUCAAUGAUGUAGCCAUGAGUGGUGCAGCAAGUUCUUUAGAUUCACCUAUAAGUCUAACUUCAUGUGUUUGUGUUGGAAGCCUUGCUAGUCUGUUCUGGCAAGCCUGAUUAGGCUGAUUUGUCAUAAACUAUUAAAGAUAGAAAGCAUGUGAUCAUUUUUGAAAGCCUUGUUGGUCCGUUCUAGGAAGUCUGGUUUGUCAAAAACUGUGGAAGACAGAAAGCAUGUGAUAUUGUGAUCAUUUGAUAAUCUUGAGGUGGAAUCAAUCCUGUGUUGUAGGCAUAAAUGGUGCAGGAAAAAGAAAAGAAAGAAAAAUGGUGGUGCAAGAUAUUUUAUACUUCUGAAUAAUCUCAAGCAGGAACUUGUUCAGUGAUGUAUGCAUAAACAGUGGUGCAAUAAAAGUGUACAGUGUCUCAUGUUUGAGUUACAAACUUUGAUCGGCCUUAU
Messenger RNA from Coffea arabica (coffee), 1143 nucleotides. The record is from RefSeq and is a predicted model, not a curated record. NCBI's taxonomy places the organism in Eukaryota, Viridiplantae, Streptophyta, Magnoliopsida, Gentianales, Rubiaceae.